AUGGGCGGUCGACUUCCAUCGCGGCCUAUGACGUUCACAGGAUGCUGGACAUGCAAAGCACGGAAGAUAAGAUGUGACGAGACACCAGUAUCUUGCAGAAACUGCGAAAAGAAGGGUGUCGCGUGCGGUGGCUAUGGGAUCCGGCUGCAGUGGGUCUCAGACCCGCUUACCCAACCCGACAAACAAUCUGGUGGCACUGGAGGCCGCAGAAGUAUUAAACUAGACAAGCUGAGCGGGCAGCGGUAUCGUCUGGACGACAUCGACGGCUUCCUGGGUGUCAUUGAUGGGGAAGCCGUAUCAAAGGAACCUGUGAGACAUGGUCCCUUUUCUGUCUUCCCGGUCCAACCGAGUGAUAUUGGCGGAUCGAGUAAGGAAGACAACUCAGUUUCACUAGCCACCAGCUCUGAUCCUCUAACCCCCCACGACAGUGGUGCCCAAACUCGGCAAGAAUGGGACUAUGAGGACUACGCUGUGGAUCUUAACGGGAACCACUCGUCAUAUUUGCCAGUUACUGCGCCAAUAUCAGAAUCAGAAGAGGGGCGAGUUAUUGAUCAGAGCCUGCUUGGGCAAGAAGGUAGCCUAACCAUCGCCUCGGAUGAACUGGAUGGAGUGUUGGAUCCCUAUCUGAAUGAUUCUACCCCCGACAUCAGCCAGGACCAAAACUUCGGCAGUGAGCUUGUUGUUUUCCAAAGCGCUAGCCACAACGAAGCCUCUUUUGGUUCGCCUGUUCAAACGCCAGCCCAGGAUUUCCUUCGGCAUCCAGCCUUGCCUCGCAACCCACGCAUCACCUUAUCCGGAGAUUUUGAGAUAGACUCCCUCAUUGACCAUUAUAUGGUUCACGUUGCUGAUAUUCUACAACCACUUCUUCAUCCGCAGAACCAAUACCGCUCACGCGGAUUAUUCCUCACCUCAGCACUCCAAGGGGCAAUUAAGAACAUCCUGGACCCAAAAGAAUGUGCCCCGACCAUUUAUUCCACACUAUUCCAUUCGGUAUUGGCAUCGGCAGCUUACCAUCUGUGGAAUCGAAAUAAAAAUUAUGCCAGGUACAAAAGUUUGGGAGUGGCGCAUCAACAGAACGCACUCAGUUCGUUGAGAGUCGCUAUGCAAUCACCCGCAAGCGGUGCAGACUACAAGACACUCAUGAUGGCCAUGUUGUCCCUCGUCACCAUUGGAGUUGUAUCUGGAGACGGUGGAGAUUUCCAAGUUCAUCUUGGAGCAGCGAACCAGUUACGGAAUUCUCGUAACCGAUGGAGGGUCGUUAGCAGCCAGACUCGGCAAGUGAACGAGAUCAGCUUUUUCCUGUCCUUACUUACGAGGACGCUUGCUUUUCAACCUUCAUCCACGACUUGGUCUGGGAGAGAGCAACAGACUCUCGAUGAGGAAAUGGAUCUGGUCCAGUCUAAUACAUGCUUUGAGUUCAUGUAUGGAAUCACACCCGUCAUUGCGGGAGCCAUUUUGGAAAUGUGCCGCUUGGGAGAAUAUCUUUUACGCUUUCAGCAAGAUGGAGGUAACAGCUCUUCCAUACCUGAUGAUCUGCUUGAAGCUUGCGAGUCCCUGGGAGAAAAGCUGCUGUCUUGGAGAUUUGACUUGGAGACGAUAAGCUCGAUCCAGGCCAACGACGUGUACAUCUCCACCAUCUUCUACCACCAAGCGCACGCAUGGCAUCAUGCAGCCCUCGUUUACUAUUACAGGAGAAUACAGAGCUGGAAGAGCGCCGAUCUGACCCAGGAAAUACAACACACGAUGGAGCACAUGCAUGCCGCCGAGGAUUCGAAGAUGAUGCCCGGGUCCCCAAGGCAAGGUCUCAUGGCACCACUGACCUGGCCCGCUACCAUCGCCUCUCUUGAUGCCAUUGGUGCUCAGCGAGAUAUUUGCCGAGGAUGGUGGGAGCGGGUGCUGAGUUACGGGCUUGCCAAUAUUGACAAGCAAUGGGACGUCGUGCAGCAGGUCUGGGAAAGGGUGGACGAAUUGCGGCAGUGCCACGGGGUUGGAGCUCCAGAUGGGAUGACUGUUUAUCGCAGCUUGGAUAUUCACAUCUUGCCCGUGUAA
This is a messenger RNA of Clonostachys solani, 2049 nucleotides long. The record is from the annotation of a GenBank genome assembly. Lineage: Eukaryota; Fungi; Ascomycota; Sordariomycetes; Hypocreales; Bionectriaceae.